Messenger RNA from Neocloeon triangulifer, 947 nucleotides. RefSeq lists its product as uncharacterized. Gene Ontology annotation, biological process: peptidyl-glutamate ADP-deribosylation. The transcript has 2 exons. Lineage: Eukaryota; Metazoa; Arthropoda; Insecta; Ephemeroptera; Baetidae. The record is from RefSeq and is a predicted model, not a curated record. Bases 30 to 947 code for a protein of 305 amino acids.
GCUCAAAUAUUCGCAUCGGCAGUAUCGUCAUGCAAAGCAUAGAGGGGGAUCGAGCGAUUUGGCACGUUGCAUCCAAAGAGAGAACAGGUGACAAGAAGCACAAAAACCCGGGAAGGUUUUACAGAAAUGAGGUGGCUGCUCUUACUGCUUUGCAUGACAAAAUGAGGGAACAAAAACUUCAGAAAAUUGCCAUAACUAAAUUGGGAGCUGGAUUGGAUGGCAUUCCAUGGAAAUUCACAAAACAAAAGCUGAGAGAGAUCUUCGCAGAUGAUGACGUUACUCUGGUAGUGCACUACCUUCCUCGGAGGGAAGAGUUGCAGCGCGCCCCUUCAUCUCCGACAAACAGGACCUGGAGAACUGCUGGGUCGUGGACGCACAAGUCGAAGAGCUUUGUCGUAGGUAAAGCAACAAAGAAGCAAAGGACACUGCCCGUUUCGGAUAUGCUUGAGAGCGGCUCUUCGUCUAAUGCAACACUGGGAGGUGACGAGGAAACGCUGCUCGAUCGCCUAAACGUCACUUUGAGUAGUAUGAGAUCGGAAAUACAGCAGACCCGACAGAGCAUCGAGGAGCCGGCUACUGAGCGUUGUUCGUCACCAGGAAUCUCGACAUUCGUCCCUGAGGAUAAUAAGCAAAUAAACUCACAAACAUGUUCUUUUGUUUCAGCUGCGCUGCCGUGCCACUUAAUCAGCAGCGAUCAACAUGUGGCAAGGCCCGCAGCUUUCCCCGGGCAAGGCAGUGCCCCAUCAGAAUCUGCCAAAGUCACAGCAGGAACAGGUGGACAAGCUAGGUGCACACCGGAGACCUGUAAAAAAGCUGGGGUGCCCUCCCGUGCGCCUAGCCCCACCUCAUCGCCAGCUAAUAAAGUCUGGAGCCCAAUAAGCUACCUGGUGGGGCUGUGUCACAGACGAGAGGGACUGGAUGGAGGGACGCUCAUGACCGUAAACUGA